AUUUUUGUCAUAAAUAGACCAUGUAAUACAUUUUUGUGUUUGUUGAUUGUUUCAGUUACAACUGCCAAGUCGCGAUGGAAACAACUGAGAGAUAACCAUCGGGAUGCCUUAAAAAGACAAAAUGCAACAAGGAGUGGACAGGCUAGAAAACAACGAAAAGAAUGGAAAUAUCAAAAAGCCAUGUCAUUUUUAUUGCCUUACAUGAGUAACAGAGACCGGUCAACAAAUUUUACGCCCCUGGACCACUCAGUAAGCGAAACUUCAAAUCCGCCAAAUACCAUUGAAGAGAGUUCACGGGAAUCAUGCAAUUUUUUGCCAUCAAAUUCAAAUAAUCUUCCUUCUGCCGAUGAUCCUAAGAAUCCAACUGCUUCGGAAUCUCUUCCAUCAACAUCCAAAAAAAGAAAGAACGAUGAAAUUCUAGAUUAUUUAAAAAAAAAUCAAGAACGCCGCGAAGUGUUGGAACGAGAACGGAUAGAACUUAAAAACAUGAUGUCAGCCAGUGAUAAAUACGAUGAAAUAGACUUAUUUUUUUUAAAUUUGGCUGCAUCGACAAAAAAGCUGCCGUAUUAUUUUCAACUUCAAAUUAAAAAAACCUGCUUUAAUGCGGUAAUGUCAGCUGAAGAAAGUAAUCUUCAACAUAGUUGGUAUUCUCCGAAUAAUUAUGGUUAUUCUACAGGCUCAACACCUACAUCAGAUAACAUCAACACUAGUAUCGAUACUCCUAGUGCUUCAGAUAAUAUCAACACUAGUAUCAAUAUUCCUAGUGCUUCAGAUAAUAUCAACACUAGUCUUAAUAUUCCUAGUGCUUCAGAUAAUACCAACACUAGUGUCAAUAUUCCUAGUGCUUCAGAUAAUAUUAACACUAGUAUCAUUAAUCCUAGCGCUUUACAAAUUCCAACAACCCAGGAUAUUGAAACAUCUGCAGCAGAGCCAACAGAACCCAAUGAAAAUGCGGUCAAUUUUGAGACAGAUUACGAUUUUUAAAUUAAUAUAACAUGGCUUCUAUAACUGUAUGCAAAAAUAAAAGUUACUUUGAUUUAAAA
Pieris napi is the source of this 1043-nucleotide messenger RNA. RefSeq lists its product as uncharacterized. NCBI's taxonomy places the organism in Eukaryota, Metazoa, Arthropoda, Insecta, Lepidoptera, Pieridae. The transcript has a single exon. The annotation marks the transcript as partial. The record is from RefSeq and is a predicted model, not a curated record.